GAUACACUUUAAGUUUAGAGAACCAUGUCAGAAUUGAUACCACUUUUGUCAAAUUAUAUCAAUAAAUCUUAUUGCACCCAACGUAGGUUGGGAAAUGGUUUGGAUUGAUGGAUUUAACAACAGCUCCGCAGCUCCGUAAUCCGAUCGUAACGUCAUAUUUUCGCUCAUAUUCGUCAUCUUCUUGAAAGGAACCAGUUGGUUCUUACGUCCGUUAGGGGCGCUGCUUAGUUUUCAUAGAAACUCGAUGCGAUACGAUUACGGGACUGUCAAAAUUCAUGCCUGUCAAUGUCAUCAUCAUCAAUAAAAUUGUUGUAAUGUAAAUGCGAAUUUUCUUUGCGACUUUAAUUUUCUUUGGAUAGUUUCUAAAUAGAAUUCUGUUUUAACAAAUAAAAUCAUGUUUUAUUAACCUGAACUUGCUGUUACUUCGUUCGAGGUGAAGAAAUAGAUACAAAUUGAAGAAUUUCAUUCAAGAUUCGUAAGUGUUUGAGCCAUCAAAAUGUCGGGGAGGCUAACUCUUGGCCAGCGCGUGAUGGUUAUGGCGAAAGAUGUAAAAGGUUCUGUGGCUUACGUCGGUAAACCAACUUUCGCUUCUGGAAAAUGGAUUGGAGUUAUCCUGGACGAGCCGAAAGGGAAGAACAACGGCACAGUCCGCGGGCACGCUUAUUUUAGGUGUGAAGAAAACUAUGGAGUGUUUGUGCGUGAGUCCCAAAUUCAGUUGCUGGAUGCAGAUGACAACCCGAUGGAGACCUCCAUGACUGCUUCUACCGAAGAGCCGAAAUCUACAUCGUCCAACAGGAGACUGAGCAGUUCACGCACUUCACUGGCUAGCAGUCGGCAGUCUUUGACGUCGUACGCAUCGCCUACCACCGAACGAGCGGUGUCACCAGACUCGGCGGCGAAGAACAGAGCAUCUUUUGUCGAAACUGGGUUCGUGGAGACACUGACACCUCAGUACACACCGGGGCAAAGCAUCACUUCACCGCAACCUGUGUCGUCAAAUGAAGACAAGCUGGCCAACAUACAAGCACAGCAAGAGAUAACGCAAUUGAAAUCCGAAGUGGUAGACCUGAAUGAGAAGCUGGAGACUUUGAAAGUGCGUCGCGCAGAAGAUAGAGAGAAGAUAAGAGAACUGGAGAGAGUCCGUUUACAGUUGGACCAGGCCAAUGAGUUUAAAUCCAGGAUUAUGGAGUCGCAGGCGCAACUGCAGAGAGACUUGCAAAGGGCUAAACAAGAGGUGCGCGAAGCCCAAGAAGCUUUAGAAGCUCAUAAUGACGAAACCGCCGAACUCCAAGAGGCCGCAGAGAUGGCAGCACUGGACAAGGAAAUGGCAGAAGAAAGAGCCGAAGCUCUCCAGCUGGAGUUGGAGCAGUGCAGGGAGAAGCUGGAGGAAGCCACCCUGGACCUGCAGCUCAUGAAGGCGGAGAUGGAAGCGGGGGGGAAUAUACAGCACCCGUACGCGGCCGGCGAGGCGACCGGAUACGAGAUGCGACAACUUCAGCAGCAGAACACGAGGCUAAGAGACACCCUGGUGCGACUAAGAGAUCUCUCCGCGCACGAUAAGCAUGCAAUGCAGAAGAUGCAUAAGGACUUAGAGCAAUACAAAUCCGAGAUAGCAGAACUCAGUCGCACCAAGGAAAAGCUCUCCUCAAGGGUUGAAGAGUUGGAGGCGCAGGUGGCUGACUUGAGGGAGCAAGUGGAUGCCGCCCUAGGUGCUGAGGAGAUGGUGGAACAGCUGGCUGAGAAGAAGAUGGCCUUGGAAGACCAGGUGGAACAGCUGAAACAGGACGUGUCUGAGCUGGAGGCUCUUCAGGAAGUUCAUGAACAGCUGGUGGAGUCCAACCGGGAGCUGGAGAUGGAUCUGCGCGAAGAGUUGGAGAUGGCGCACGCGGCCACCAGGGAGUCGGUGCGUGAAAGAGAAGCGGCUUUAGAAACAAUAAUGGACAGAGACGCGACGAUACUCAAGUUCAGAGAAUUAGUUCAGAAGAUGACAGAGCAGUACAAUGAGAUUCGCACUCAACUGGAGUCCAAGCAAGGAUCACCAGCACCAAGCGAGCAGGAGUCCACCCCAGAACCAGCCGCUAGAUCCUCGCCUCCAGUGGAACUGGGUUCCUUAGUCCACCUGUCCAGGGCAUCCACCAGGUCUAUAGAUCUGCAGCUGCGCGCCUUGCAGCUGACUCAGGCCGGGGCCAGGGCUGAUAUGCUGGCCGCCUGCCUGCCCGACCACUUCAUGACCACUUCCGGUGACCACGACGCAAUUAUGCUUUUAUUGCUGCUCCAAAGGUUGAACACCAAAGCGGAGAUCAUAUUAGGGCAAAUUCGAGAGAGGUUCCCAGCGGUGAACGUGUGGGAUCGGGAGGCUGUCACCAAGACCCAUACAGCUGUUCAGUACAGUUUCCGAUGCCAAUUGGAGUACCAACUUCAUAUGAUACAGUGUAUGGUCGCGAUGUGGACUGCAGCGCUAGACAGCUGCACCCCGGAUAUACUAUUACGCGCUGCUAGCGCUUUACCCGACGCUGUGCAGCAAGAAAAGGCGCUAGAUGCAGCGACGCAGCUGCUGAAGAGCAACGAAUUAGACGAGAACUGUUCUUUGGAUGGCAUGGAACGUUGCUGGACCUACUUAUCGGCGAUGUGGUCAGCUCUAAACCUGAACUCUGUGGAGGGCGCUUCAGUAGACAGAGCCGCGGUAUUGCAUACAAGUUGUGCUCUGGACGCGCUAGCGAGAGCCUUACAAGCGGAUGCUACUGCCCUUACGCACGUGCUACAGACGUCAGAGCGGCAACAAGAAUUGGGCCAACUCCACGAAGCCAUAAGCAACUCCAGCGCUUCCCUACAACAACAGUUGAAGAGUGUCAGGAGACGGUUGCCGCCUGGUGUGAGGCUGCAUACGGUGCCUAUCGAUGUGCAGUUGGUGGAAAGAUUACGCGGCGACUGCGCCAGCGCCCUCUGGCGUUGCGUGCGCGCCGUGUGCCUCGCGUCCCGGGCCGCGUGCGCAUGCGCCGCCACCGCCGGGGACCGCGGCGAGCCCGCGCCCCUGCCCCACGCCACGCUGGCCCAGCUGUGGGCCGCCAGCGUGGACAAGGUGUACCAGCAGGACGACCACGGCCCCGUUCGGACCAUAAAGCACGCGUUAGCCCAAGUGGCAGCUGACGUCACUAAAUUGGCGACAUUCGCGCAAGACAAGGAAUACGACAUGAUGUCACUAACCAACGUACACACCGACAAGCCGACACCGCCAGUGGUGAUUCGCGCCCAGUUGGUGAAGAAGCAGCUGGAUGAGACCAAGACCCUCACCAUCAAGCUGGAGAACAAGGAAGCCGACAUCAAGGAGCUCAGGAAGGCACUCAAGGCUAAACAAGAGGAGUUAUCAGAGAUGCAGAUCCGAAGAGAGCUAGGCGAAAGGAAGCUGACAGCAGCAGCAAGAGACUCGGAACUGCGAGCUGAACAGCUGCAGAGGAGAUUAGAAGAUGCCCAGAACCAACUCAAGAGGAAAGAGAAAGAGUUCGAAGAGACAAUGGACCAUUUGCAACAAGACAUAGACUCUUUAGAGAGCGAACGAGGCGCGUUGCGGGACAAACUUAAACUGUACGCGAAACGAGGAGGCUCUCACCACGCGGUGUCGCCGGCGCCUCCACACCGGGAUUACUCACAAGAGACGCCGGUGAAGGUGGUGCCAGGCGUGGCUGCCGGCGAGGUGAACGAAGCUCUGCAGCAUCAACUGAAGGUGCUAAGCUGGACGGUGGAACGCGAGCGCGCAGCCCGCGUGGCCGCAUGCCGUCGGGCUGAACGAGCUACCCUUCGGAGCCUCCGCCCCCUGGAGCACCCGGGCUGCGCCCCUGCACUCGCCCGCAGGCAGGCCGCUGCCGCGCUGGAAGCCCGGCUGGCUGCCCUGCACACUGAAUGGACCUUGUUCGUGGCUCGUUCUGGCUUAGUGAAGUUCCCUGAGGAGCCAGGGAAGUACGCGAGAGCUCUGCAACAGCACAAAGAGAAGCAGAAGGAGAUCAGGAGACAACUGGAGGAACGUCUAUCCGCAUUGCAAGCUGAGGUGCGCAGCCAGAUAAUGUUGCAUCGGCCGUGGCGUUGCGUCGAAGCUGACUUCGCCGAGUUUCCGACCAGAGAGCUUGCACAAGCACUGACGGGCAAGGCGUUGGAAUUAGGCACCAUACAAUACCCAGCUCCCGCAAGCGAUGCCCAGUCAGAAGACACUAUAUACGUCACUCCAGCUCAGCUCUCAAGGUUACGAGAAAUCGUGUCGGAGUUGCAAUCGGACGACGUAAAACUAGAACUGGCGCCUUUAGACCAAACAGUGUGCGCUGCGUAGAAGUUAUAUAAUACUAAAUUAAUGCAAUCAUAUUAGUUACACUAAAUUAUAUUAAACGCUUAUUAAUAAACCCGUUUUCCAUUUAAUAACUAGUUCAUGUAUCAUUUAUUCACAUUAUAAGGAAUUUUGGCGAACGCAAAUAGUUUAUUUUAUUGUAUUUAGUAGUAUCAUCAGCGUAUUCAUUGAUAUAAUAUUGGCUGGAAUACAAACAUUAAUAUAUACAUAUAGAUGUAAAUUGAUCAUGAGACCACGAGAUGGAGAUGAUGGUGAUGAUCACAUGUAUGGGUAUGAAACUCCCAUGAAAAAUAAUGAAAUUACACUUUGAACUAAAAAUUCCACUUCGUUAAAGGUGUUCUUACACCCAGUAUAAACAAAUAUUGUUCAAAAUUUUGAUCUACAUUCAUGGCUAAACACCGAUUAAUAUUUAGCGCUAAAUGUUUAUGUAGAUUGCUUGAAAUUAUUUUCUUAACGUAACAGAAGUCUUGACCAUAAAUAUACAUGUAAUUGUAAUUAUUUAUGGUGCAAGAUAUAUUGUGUAUUGUUUAGGAAUUUUCUUUCAUUUUCAGAUGGUGCUUUAAGAGAUUAUUAAAUAGGCUUUCUUAUUUUUUUUAAUGAUACUUUAUUUCACUAAAGGCUCUGGCGUUUUUAAUACGCUCGUAAAAAUCACGACGUUACAAUUUGAAUGACGAAAUUUUAUGAAUUUUAAGAUAUAACUAGAAUCACAAAACACGGAAAGAGGUUAUAAGGGCCUUGUGGGUGGGGCUGGCACGCCACAGUCAUGUAUGAGCAAAUGCUCAUAAGUUGAUUUUAAAAUCAAUAUUAAAAAAAAUAAAAAUCUGUCUACGCUGCAGGGCACGCAAAGAUGCGAGUGUUGUUGUUUAUAUCGUAAGCCUCUAUAGUCUAUGGUGGCUUACCAUAAAGCCCAUACGCUUGUUUGCCACCCUUUUAACAUAAAAAAGAAAGCCGGCAGUGUCCGCAAAUCCUUUAUUAGAUAAUCUUAGUUGGUAACAAUUUGCAUAGAUCAUAUAAGAAGCUGGCGAACAAAAUGGAUAGAUACGACACAUAUGGUCAAAAUACUUUUUUAAAACUUCUUUACGCACGCUUGACUUGGGGAAUAAGCUGGCGAAUGCGUUACGCGUUACGAAAAGUGUGUUCGGGCGAGGCGAACGGGAGUUGAGUGGAGGAUAUAAGCAAGAGAAUGCAGUGUGCGCGCACAUUUUCUUUCUCUCUUUCUCUUAUAACUAGUAAAUUAAAUAUGUAUAUGUACACACAUGUAUAUAUUGUUCACACAUAUAUGGAGAGAUGGAUUGUGAUGGAGUUAAAGAAGUUUUACUUCAGUCGUAUGGUCAUAAGCACACUCGUUUUUUUACAGUCCGGAGGUUUUGGGCCCGCUGAAUUUGAAUUUCAACUCAUUUUCAGUCAAAACGCCUAAAACAGUGUUAAAAUUACCAAAAAUAACUAAUUAAAAACCACUCGAAAGGAUCACUGUAGGUAUGUUCAAUUAGUUUUCUACUGUUUCUAUAAAUUAAUUUUAUGUAAUUAAUACUGUUUUGUUCGCCAGCUACUCAAAAUAUUAGCAUGACAAAACUACUUACAUUGGCACUAAAAAUCCCAUUUUUUUAAUAACGAAUGUAGGAGAAGUUUUUUAUUUACUCUUGUUCUUAUACCAUAGAAUAAAUUAAACUUGUAUAAGAUCUAAUUAAUAACCGGUUGUUUUGAGUAGAUAUCAUUUUCACCUCCAACAUGUGAUAUAAAAUGAUUUUUUUCCCGUUAAAAUUUAUUAAAUAUAUUGCACUAUUGUUAUUAUUUGUAUAUAAUGAUGUCACUAUUAUAUUAACCGAAUACUUAAUAAUAGUAAUUAUUAAAAAUUGUACUUAGUUAAUUAAAUAAACUCUUAUUUAUUAUUGACUUAUUGUUUUAUUUUAUUAGUACUUGUAGAUGUCCCUUGUCUAUAAAUUUUGUUACGUAAUCUUUGGCUGGGUUCUUGGCAAGAUAUCACGGUCUCUCGCAAAUCACAUACUUGCUUAAAUUUUUUGUUUAAUUAUUCGCAUUGAAAGUAAAUAAAUAACAUACAAUACACAAUAACAUUAUUAUUGAGAACAACCAAAUAAAACUUAAGAGCGUUCAUCCAAUGACAUUUUGACUGUUGUCGAGCAUUCUGAGCUUGUAUGAGACUGCUUUUCACACCAUAUGCAUGUUUGAGCUCUCUCAAGAUGAUGUUCCUUAAUUUACUCCUUUUUGCCUGU
Chilo suppressalis (striped riceborer) is the source of this 6564-nucleotide messenger RNA. The record is from the annotation of a GenBank genome assembly. NCBI's taxonomy places the organism in Eukaryota, Metazoa, Arthropoda, Insecta, Lepidoptera, Crambidae.